GGAUGUUUCGGGACGCAGACGUGGAACCAGGAACCGAGCAGAACCGAGGUCAACCCUGAGGGGAACGUGGUGCUGGCCUGCAAGGUGUACAACAAGCAGGGCACGUGUUCCUGGCAGAAGGAUGGCAAGCCGCAGGGGAUGUUCGUGGGCAAGUACGAGUGGUCGGGGGACAGGGAGGCCGGCGACUGCUCCAUCAGGAUCCUGGACGCCGGCGAGGUGGACGACGGGGAGUGGGAGUGUCAAGUGACCGCCUCCGCCUUCGCCGCCCACGACGCCCUCACCUCCAGGAUUGCUCAGCUGAUUGUCAGAGUGGCCCCCUUACACCCCAUGCUGGAGGUGGAUUCGCAGCAGGUGACGCCCAUGCAAAACUUUACUGUCGUGGAGAAUCGCCAAGCCAACAUCAAGUGUCUCUCUAGAUACGGAAACCCUCCUGCUGAGAUUAAGUGGUUCAUAGGUGACCAGGAGCUGCCGUCCCACGAGUACGGGCAGACCAACGUGACGGAGGUGGACAAGCAUAAGACGUGGAUGGCCGUGUCAGUGCUGCAACACACCUUCUCCAAGGCCGACCACAACAUGCCCCUGCGCUGCAAGGCCUUUCACCAGGCCUACCAGUCGCGCUCCCAGUCCAUCGAUGUGCUCAUGGAUGUACAAUAUGCUCCCACGGUCACGCUCGAGGGCGCCCCCACCGAGGAUAUCGAAGAGGGUGUGGACGAUGUGCUUCUUCGCUGUCUCGUGGAUUCGAACCCUGGUGCCAAUGUUGUGUGGAAGGUCAACGGACAACCCGACGUGUUCAGCUUCCGCCCCGAGGUCCGCUUCAGCCCCGCCACUCGCAAACACUCGGGCACGUACUCCUGUGAGGCGAGGAACCCAGUGGGCGGAUCCGAACCCAUCUCCGUCAACAUCGAUGUCAAAUACCGCCCCCACGUCAUCCAGGCCGGCCCCGCCCCUGUCGUCACCGCCACCCUCCACAAUCACACGCUGCUGGAGUGCACCGCCGAGGCCAACCCGCCCCCGCGCUACAAGUGGAUCCAGACGAUACCAGACACGCAGGAGGAGAAGAUUCGUGGCCACAACGGAACACUGCUGCUGGAGGACGUCAUGUAUGAGCACCAGGGGGAGUACGUGUGCGUGGCCUCGUCCUUCCUACACGGCCAGGAAGUGGAAGACCGGAGCCAACCCAUCAUCGUUGAGGUCGUAGGUGCUCCCCAGGUGUUGCGGUACACGGUGGAGCGGAACGUGCAGGUUGAGAAGGGCCAGGACGCCGUGAUCCAGAUCGUCUUUUGCUCCGACCCCCGCCCGUCCAGCGCCUCGUGGGAGUGGGGAUCUCUGCGGCUGGAGGCAGGCAACGGCAGGGGGCGCUACGUAGCGGAGAACUUGGCGCAGGACGCGCGCCAGGACUGCUACUCAGCCAGGCUUCGUGUCCAGGGCGCCGACGUGACGGAUUCCCGCGACUACAUCCUCAACGUGCAGAACGAGAAGGGCGCCGAUCGCUACGCCGUGGAGCUGCGCGUCAACGGACAUGUAGCCAAGCCCCCACUACAGCGUGUCCCUCCCUCAGCAGAGCCCGUGUCCAUGUCCACUGUGAUCGGCAUCGUCAUCGCCUGUUUGGUCAUCCUUGUUCUGGUCACUCUCAUCGUCCUCUACGCCUUCAAGACAGAGAAGUGGUGCUUCUCCCAACGAGGUGACUUUAAACCAACUGAUCUGGAGAGCGACAAGAGUGACCUGGAGAGCCACAAGGGGGCGAACGGUAGGCACCAGUACAGUGGUCCGGAGUCUGGAGGGGGUCGGGUGGGGGGAGGCACUGCAGGGAGCCUCCACUCCUCCUCCAUCCCCCCCGACGCCCUCUACACAACCCGGCCUAGGCACACCACUCCCUCUGUGUCCUCUAAACCUGACCAUGAGUAUGAGAACCUGAAGAUAAUGCCAACACAAACGGCAACACCAAGCUCAUGCCAGAUGAGAAGCAGCAGCAACAGCACCAACAGCAGCUGCAGACAGCCGAAAAGAGAUGAGCGCACAACAGCAGCAGGGAACGGUGAAGUGGAGGAGAAGAAGAGGAAGGUGGAGGAGGAGAGUGAGGAGCACGUGGGUAAGGGAGGGGACCAGAAAGACGGCAGCAACACCGGCUACAUGCAGAGCGAUAUGCUCACCUUCAAGAGGCAAGACAUUCCACAAGACGAGGCCAGAGACACUUCCAAGAUCUUCAGCAAGAGUCCUCAGUACGUGCCGGUUUACCGACCCAACCUGGAGCGCGGCACCUCGGCACCACAAGACCGGGGCAAGUCGGGCCCCGGCAGCCACCCGCGGCGGCCCAGCGGCGGCGCCGGCGUGAUCUACGCAGAGUUGCAGCUGCCGCGCGCCUCUAACAACGGCUCGAUGCGGCGCAGCGAGCAACGCCGCCCCAAGACCCAGUACGCGGAGAUCACCUUCCAGGGGCGCCCGCUGCAGACGGCCGAGAUAUGAUCACGCGAGGGUGACGCGCCGCCACCAGCAAGGCUCCAGAGCCACAAGUCGCAGGUCAAGGGGCGGGGUCGCCUGCCAGCUAGACAAACAUGUUAACAUCCUUUUUACUCAGACAAAAUGUGUCUGAGUGCGCAGUUGUAAUGUAAACCCAAAACCAGUUUCUUCUAAAUGUAUGAAGAUUUUUUUACAUAUAACAACUUCAGCUUACUUGUGAAACUUUGAUCAGGUCUCUGUGUCGAUGUUUGGCCUCAAGAGAAUCCGGGCGUAUCACAUAAAACAAAACAAAAAAUCUUAAAAAAAAAGAACAUCCAUGAAUAUUACUGUAUUGAUCAGUUCCAGCCUAUGGAUUUACACUUAGAAGCCUUUAAAGUUUAGGUGAUAAGUCAGCGGAAUAUUAGGGAGAAAACUUGUGCAAGAGCAGAGCAGAGCCGCCAGCCGCGUGCUGCCAGCCAGCUUGUGUGUAGCGCGUGUACAAGACGGAGAGUGAGGGCCGCGUGUGGCCGCGACCGUCUGUCUGUUCCGCUGCUUGGGCUUCUCUCAGUGUUAAGACGAGAUCUCUGUUCUUGGUAAGCAAUUGUUGUCUAGCAACACGUAUAAGAUGGAAGCAUUUUCUAGGGGCAACUUUAGGAUUAGGAUAUAACUUUAAUGAAUUAGUCUGCUGAAUGUGAAACUAUUGGUAAGGAGUAAUAAUUGUCUAUACUUUUCAUAAGCAUCCUGAACCAUGUACAGCAGUGUGUCAACAACCGAAGCUUACUAUGUACUUGUAUCUCAACCUUCAGCCAGGCGCUUCACGAUCUGCACAUCAGUUUAUUUUAGUUUCCUUUGAUUGCUUUACUCCAUCACUGUAUCCUAUGCAAAGAGGGAUGGUCCGUUUUUUGUGUACGAGGGAAGUGCAGUCCUCGGGUUGUGACACUUUAUUUUCUCCCCGCCAGGUGUAGUGAUCAGUGUAGUGUAGUUCCUCCCCUCACACCCCCGGAGGCAGCGGGCCUCGUCGCACCUCCAGGCUACUUAUUUUUAACCUAAGUCUCCCAAAGAUCAAUUCAAUUAAUAUUAAGGUUAAUGUAUAUAAUCAGGACUAUCCAGCCAGUUCUCUGAUGUUACCCUGCGACUACGGUCAGGCCAGUGGGAUGUGACCUCGGCAAGCAUAGGUCAGGUCACGCCCCUUCUUGCCACUGCGAUAAAAAAAACUUGAUCAUUUCUUAAACCAACCACCAGAGGGAAGCACAUUACCCGUGACUCCAGCACCGCCACGCCCCGGCCCAGCACGCCCUCCACAUCGAGUCUUGUGUUCGUCGUCCUGUCGGCAGUGUUGAUCUGUUGCGUUUUCUUUACGUCUCCUUUUCCGGCCCCGGCACCAGCGUGGGGCCGCGUGUGGUUCUCUCAUUAAUUGCAUCAACAUUUUCGUGGUUAUACAAAGCGUACAUGAUUUAUGCCCCGCCCUUCCUUCCCAUCAUUUUCAUUAUACUCUAAAUGGAGGAUCAAUUUUGUAAAAGCGUAAAAUCUCGCACGACUCAGCAUCCCCUCCCACCUGUCCGACGCUCUGUACAACUAAGUAAAGUGUUUGAGGUGUUUUAAGUUGCAGGCGAUGUCGCAAAUUUUGUGUCUGUACGUACAUGUAAAAUUUGUCUUCAGUGUGUUGGGUUGUAUUUUGGACAGUUACACAUUUAGUAUUUUUCUUGUAGUGAUCAAUGUCAUCUUUCAUGGGACACCACUUUUUUUAAGGCGUGAGUCAUUCUGUUAGCAUGUUACUGAGCUUCAAAAGAGUACAGGUAAACAGUAAGGUAAUCUGGCGCAUGUAAUAGACAGGGAGGUCGGACAGCAGCUUCAGUUCAGCAGUGUAAUGUUCCUUAGUUAAGCUCUCGUCCUCCCGGUCCAGCAACACUCAGCAGCCGCAGCGCCAUGCCCGCCAGACACCGCCGGGCAGCACUGCGUCGCUGGAGGCACCUGGCGUUUCCUGUACCACCGUGAACUGUUUGGCUUAAAUCUUGGUAAAGGAAAGCAAUCGUAAAAAGUUUCCUCUGGCGAUAGUCACUUGAGGUUCUACAGUCGUGCCUUAGCAUCUAGCUGUUAAAGUACAGAUUUUUUUUUAGUUAUCAGACACAAGCACAAGGAGAGUGUUGAACGGCUUUCCCAUACCACCAAAACGAGAUAUUGAGACUAACACGCCAAAUCGAGCUGGGUAUAUUGCGGGCCCAGGUGUCUAGAGCCAAGAGGACCUGCUUGAGGGCUGCUUGCUAACCCCGCUGGACCCCUCGUCACGGCAACCACUGCUGCAUUCAUGAUUUAAAUUAAGAUUAAAAGUAAAUAUACCAUAAUAUCAGCAGAGCCUCUCUUAUCACCACCUUCAUAUCUUCGAAUUUAAUUAACAAGCAAGUGAGGCUUUGCUUCUAUAAAAAUAAUAUAAUCUGGUGAACUAUCAUUUUCAAGCAUACUUUUUUCUUUCUCUCCGGAGAAGUAGGUGUCGUGGUAGAUGAGUUUUUCCGUCGAUGGGGCGUCCAGACUUCAGUGAGACAUGUUUUGGCUUCGGCCCGGUUUCAUCAGUGACAUAACAUAUAAUUUAUCCUUCCAAUGUCCUGUAGGCUACGAUUCAGCUUAAAUUGGUCAUUAUAUUUUCCUUUGUAUCUGAGAGGGUAUCUUUUUAUAUAACUUUGUAUAUAUUUGUAUAUGAUGCUGAAAUAAAUGGGUGCAACUUAA
Eriocheir sinensis (Chinese mitten crab) is the source of this 5157-nucleotide messenger RNA. RefSeq names its product hemicentin-2-like. The record is from RefSeq and is a predicted model, not a curated record. The transcript has 14 exons. Gene Ontology annotation, molecular function: cell adhesion molecule binding. Gene Ontology annotation, biological process: cell-cell adhesion. Gene Ontology annotation, cellular component: cell-cell junction. The coding region runs from base 139 to 2463 and encodes 774 amino acids. NCBI's taxonomy places the organism in Eukaryota, Metazoa, Arthropoda, Malacostraca, Decapoda, Varunidae.